AUGAGUGUAGAGAUUCGACGUGCGUCACUGGAGCGGAACACGAAUGAAACGCAGAUUCAGGUGUCUAUCGCUCUCGAUACGCACCCAGAGUAUGCGCCGCAGGUCAUCAAGAUAUCGACCGGCAUUGGGUUUUUGGACCAUAUGCUGCAUGCACUCGCAAAGCAUGGUGGCAUGUCACUAGAGAUCGCGUGCAAAGGUGAUCUGUGGAUUGAUGAUCACCAUACGGCCGAGGAUUGUGCGAUUGCGCUUGGCGUGGCAUUCAAAAAAGCGCUCGGCGCCAUCCGUGGCGUCAAGCGAUUUGGAACGGGGCAUGCGCCUCUGGACGAGGCACUUUCGCGAGCGGUCGUUGAUCUGUCAUCGCGGCCAUACUGCCACACGGAUCUGCAACUCCGGCGGGAAAAAAUCGGUGACUUGAGUUGUGAAAUGAUCCCACAUGUGUUUCACAGCUUUGCGACAGAAGCAGGAAUCACUCUGCAUGUAGACGUCUUGCAUGGUAUGAAUGACCACCACAAGGCAGAGUCGGCCUUUAAGGCAACGGCUCUUGCGCUGAAAGAGGCCAUCACACGAACGGGAAUGAAUGAUGUGCCGAGUACAAAAGGUGUCUUGUAA
This is a messenger RNA of Malassezia globosa CBS 7966, 609 nucleotides long. RefSeq lists its product as uncharacterized. Gene Ontology annotation, molecular function: imidazoleglycerol-phosphate dehydratase activity. Lineage: Eukaryota; Fungi; Basidiomycota; Malasseziomycetes; Malasseziales; Malasseziaceae. Gene Ontology annotation, biological process: L-histidine biosynthetic process. The record is from RefSeq and is a predicted model, not a curated record. The coding region runs from base 1 to 609 and encodes 202 amino acids. The transcript has 3 exons.